AUGUGGGAACCAGUGGCUCUCCCCUUCCAGAGCUCCCACCCUUUGCCUACUCUACCUACAAUAGAUGAAAUCCGUGCUUGCACCAAUGUUCUGUGGGAGACCAGGGCCUCCAAAGUUGUGGCGGUGAACAACGAUAUUGUUGUGAAAUAUGGAUAUCGUGUAGAAACCUGGGAAGGCCAGGCUUUAAUUUACCUUGAACGACACGUCCCAGAAGUUCCGGCCCCUCGCCUGUAUGCGAUGUACUACGAUUCCGAGCAGCUUAUCUUGAUCAUGCAACGCGUUCCCGGGGUGCAGCUGAAUUCCAUUUGGCCAUCAUUGGCGCCCUCUGAGAAGGAUGAUAUUAUCGCCAAACUCCAGCGAGCAUUCGACGCAAUGAGAAAGGCCGAAUGUCCAUGGCCCGACUUCUUCGGAGGCUUAGAUGGGGGCGCCGUACAUCACUACCUAUUCUAUAGCCAACGUGGCGAUGAGGGAUUUCUCGGGCCUUUCUCCGGCGAACCUGCCCUCGUUGCGGGCCUUGUCGGGAAUUAUAGAGCCUUGGUCGAAAACAAUAAACACCCAGACUACAAGGCUCGCUUUUACGAAAAAUACCUCCCUCGCGUUCUUCAAGGUCACCGGCCCACACUGACGCAUGGGGACAUUCAGCAGAAAAACAUCAUGGUCGCGGAGAAUAAAAAUCGCCAAAACGAUCAAGGUGGGCGAUCAUUUGACGUCGUACUCGUCGAUUGGGAGAAUUCCGGUUGGUUUCCUGACUUCUGGGAGUGCUUUUGUGCAUCUUGUCCCCUACAUUUCCAAUGGGAUGAAGACUGGUCCUGGCGAGUCCAGGAGUUUGUUCAAUUCUGGCCCGCCGAGAUGUCCAUGAUGCACCUGGUUGACAGGGAUUUAGGCUGGUGA
This is a messenger RNA of Aspergillus affinis, 891 nucleotides long. RefSeq lists its product as uncharacterized. NCBI's taxonomy places the organism in Eukaryota, Fungi, Ascomycota, Eurotiomycetes, Eurotiales, Aspergillaceae. The record is from RefSeq and is a predicted model, not a curated record. Bases 1 to 891 code for a protein of 296 amino acids. The transcript has a single exon.